Morus notabilis is the source of this 2131-nucleotide messenger RNA. Its product is annotated as electron transfer flavoprotein-ubiquinone oxidoreductase, mitochondrial. Gene Ontology annotation, biological process: electron transport chain. Bases 139 to 2016 code for a protein of 625 amino acids. The record is from RefSeq and is a predicted model, not a curated record. Gene Ontology annotation, molecular function: electron-transferring-flavoprotein dehydrogenase activity; iron-sulfur cluster binding. Gene Ontology annotation, cellular component: mitochondrial inner membrane. The transcript has 18 exons. Lineage: Eukaryota; Viridiplantae; Streptophyta; Magnoliopsida; Rosales; Moraceae.
UGUCAAAGGAGCAUAUCGCAUUUUGCCGCUUUUCCGACUCUUCGUUCGUUCUAAAUUCUAAUCUUCCUAAACUGAACAAACUCAUUUGUACUCUCACUCAUUUCCUAGCUUAGCUUGUUUCUCAUUUCCCAAUCAAUCAUGCGUAGAUUUCUAUCAAAAUCUAACUCUUUCAGAAAUCCCAGCUUCACAUCCAUCUAUUCCCAGAAUUCCCCAGAAACCCAUCUCUGCAACAAUCCAACUCUUUCAAAUGGGUCCUCCCAAAUUCUCCAUUCGGGUCGUAAUUCGAGCUCUUUAGUUCGUUUCGGACGAGUUUUCUCAUCUGGGCACGGGCGAAACUUUUCCGGCUUGAGGAAUUUUUCGGCUCAAUCGAGGAGUUUCAAUGGUGAUCAGCCGGAGAGGGAAUCCAUCGAAUAUGAUGUUGUUAUUGUUGGGGCUGGACCUGCUGGUUUAUCAGCCGCCAUAAAACUGAAGCAGUUGUGUUGUGAAAAGGGUGUGGAUUUAUCAGUUUGUGUUGUCGAGAAAGGCGCAGAAGUUGGUGCACACAUCCUUUCUGGGAAUGUUUUUGAACCUCGGGCCCUAAAUGAACUUCUUCCUCAGUGGAAACAGGAAGAGUCACCAAUCUCUGUCCCUGUUUCAUCUGACAAAUUUUGGUUUCUGACAAAGGAGCGUGCGUUCUCUCUGCCAUUACCUUUUGAUAAUAAAGGAAAUUAUGUCAUAAGUCUGAGUCAGUUAGUACGCUGGAUGGGAGCCAAGGCUGAAGAACUAGGGGUAGAAAUAUACCCAGGUUUUGCUGCUAGCGAGAUAUUGUAUGACGCAAAUGACGUUGUUGUUGGCAUUGGAACUAAUGACAUGGGAAUUGCAAAAGAUGGUUCGAAGAAGGAAAAUUUUCAGCGUGGUGUAGCACUUAAAGGACGAAUAACUCUUCUAUCUGAGGGAUGUCGAGGGUCAUUAUCGGAGGAACUAAUAAAGAAGUUCAACUUGAGAGAAAAGGGUCAUGGUCACCAUCAGACUUAUGCUUUGGGAAUUAAAGAGGUAUGGGAAAUUGAUGAGGGAAAACAUAAUCCCGGGGCCGUGCUUCACACUUUGGGUUGGCCUUUGGAUCAAAAGACAUAUGGGGGAUCAUUUCUCUACCACAUGAAAGAUAGACAGGUUUCUAUUGGUCUUGUGGUUGCUUUAAAUUAUCGCAACCCAUUUUUGAACCCUUAUGAGGAGUUCCAGAGACUUAAACAUCAUCCUGCAAUUAAACCAGUACUGGAGGGUGGCACUGUUCUCCAAUAUGGAGCUCGCACUUUAAAUGAAGGCGGUUUUCAGUCUAUCCCAUAUCCAGUUUUUCCGGGAGGAGCACUUAUUGGAUGUUCAGCCGGCUUCUUAAACGUUCCUAAAAUAAAAGGAACUCAUACUGCAAUGAAAUCAGGAAUUCUGGCAGCAGAAGCUGCAUUUCAUGCUCUUCAUGAAGGCUUGAGCAUGGAAGCAUACUGGGAUAAUCUACAGAAUUCAUGGAUAUGGGAAGAACUAUACAGAGCCCGGAACUAUCGACCAGCAUUUGAAUAUGGACUCUUUCCUGGUCUGGCCAUCAGUGCUCUUGAACACUAUAUACUGAAAGGGAAGUUUCCGUUCACACUGAAGCAUGGAAAACCCGAUCAUGAGGCAACAGAUGUUGCAAAACUACACCGUCCAAUUCAUUAUCCAAAACCAGAUGGGGUUGUGUCUUUCGAUGUUCCCACCUCUCUACACAGGAGCAACACUAAUCAUGAACACGACCAACCAGCUCACCUGCGCCUAAGGGACCCGAAAAUUCCUGAAUUUGUAAAUCUGCCAGAGUACGCUGGACCUGAGUCACGCUAUUGUCCCGCACGCGUAUACGAGUACAACCCAGACGAAGAGGGUCGGCUUAGGUUGCAGAUCAAUGCUCAAAAUUGUCUGCACUGCAAGGCAUGUGAUGUCAAAGACCCGAAGCAAAACAUAGAGUGGACCGUGCCUGAAGGAGCCGGUGGCCCCAAAUACUCUGUUAUGUAGAAAUAAGCAAUGCUCUUGUUUUUGCCAGCUGAGGAAUAAGGAUAUAGAACUAUGUAUAUAUACUUGAUAUUGAUGCUCAGUACUACAAAAUAAAAAGUAAAUCACAUGCAACAUC